Molecule: messenger RNA, 2233 nt
Organism: Saccoglossus kowalevskii
Lineage: Eukaryota; Metazoa; Hemichordata; Enteropneusta; Harrimaniidae
Product: F-box/LRR-repeat protein 14
Biological process (GO): SCF-dependent proteasomal ubiquitin-dependent protein catabolic process
Cellular component (GO): SCF ubiquitin ligase complex
Molecular function (GO): protein binding
Source: RefSeq, a predicted model, not a curated record
AUGGGAGCAAAAUCACCACAUGUCAGAACUGUGUGUGGUUCAAACAUAUUAACACCGAAAAAAAGACAAACCAAGCAAUUUUACGAGUCUUUGCUUGUUAUAACCAUAGACCUAUGUUAUAACUCAUCGGCAUUAUUCCGCCAGUUCACUGCACUCGAUCGAGGCUUACUGGUAGUCGAAAAAAAAAAGACUACCAACAAGGAGGGCUUGGCCAAAAUGCCGGGCGAGUUGAACAUUGCUUGUCUGUUCCCUGAAAUACUGGCCAUGAUAUUCAGCUACUUGAACGUUCAAGACAAAGGACGAGCUGCCCAAGUGUGUCGGAAAUGGCGAGACGCGGCAUAUCACCGAUCCGUGUGGAAGGGAGUGGAGGCCAAGCUGCAUUUACGGCGGGCGAAUCCGUCUUUGUUUCCCAGUUUAGUGAAUCGUGGUAUAAGGCGUGUGCAGAUACUGAGUCUGAAACGUAGUUUAAGCUCCGUGGUACAAGGUAUGCACAACUUACAGAGUCUCAAUCUGAGUGGCUGUUAUAAUUUGACUGAUGUUGGCUUGGCACACGCUUUUGUACGUGAAAUGCCCAGCCUUACGGUAUUGAACCUAAGCCUAUGUAAGCAGAUAACGGACAGUAGUCUUGGUCGAAUCGCGCAGUAUUUGCGAAACUUGGAACAUUUAGAUCUGGGUGGCUGUUGUAACAUUACAAACACUGGACUGCUGCUGAUCGCUUGGGGGCUCACAAAACUCAGAUACCUAAAUUUACGAAGCUGUCGACAUGUGUCGGAUUCGGGGAUCGCUCAUCUGGCGGGUCUGACGAAAAACGACGCUGGUGGAACGCUGUUCCUACAACAUUUGGUGCUACAGGAUUGUCAGAAACUGACAGACCUUGCCUUGCUCAACGCAGCCAGAGGACUUGUCAAACUGGAAAGCCUAAAUUUAAGUUUUUGCGGGGGAAUCACCGAUUCUGGCAUGGUGCAUCUGAGCAGAAUGCCUAGCCUAAAGGAGUUGAAUUUACGUAGUUGUGACAAUAUCAGCGACAUCGGCAUUGCCCAUUUAGCGGAAGGUGGGGCGUAUCUGCGGACACUGGACGUUAGUUUUUGUGAUAAGGUUGGCGAUGCCUCGCUGACACACAUUGCUCAAGGAAUGUACAGUCUGAUGAGCAUUAGUCUUAGUUCGUGCCCAAUCACUGAUGACGGCAUGGCGAGGUUGGUGAGAACGUUGAGAGAUUUGAAAACUUUGAAUAUUGGACAGUGUAGUCGAAUCACCGACGAGGGACUUGGACUAAUCGCCACCAACCUGAGGAAACUAUCUUGCAUUGACUUGUAUGGCUGUACAAAGAUUACAACUGUCGGUCUGGAGAAAAUCAUGCAACUACCGUGCUUAAGUGUGCUAAAUCUUGGACUUUGGCAUAAGAGGUGAGACCGUGUUUGGAAGCGAUGUCGGCUCACAGACUUCUGGGUAAUUAUUUCGGUGAUAAAAAAGCAUUUCGCCUGUACAGUCAAAAAACCGCGUCAAGUGAAACCCAGGAUUGAACGGGAAAAAACACACAUUGCCAUGUUUGUGUGCGUUCGGGUAAAGAGGUGUCACCGGUUUUGAGAAUACGAAUCCAUACAAAUCACACAUCCACGCGGGAUACAAUGGCGACGAUUCGCAAUGUGGGCUCUGCUGUACACUGAAGUGCCAUGCCGGGGCCAUUCUAUGAAUAGCACCAGUGUGCUCGACUAACGGCUAUAGCAAUGGCGAUAAUGAUGUACUAGACCAACGUGUUUCUACAGCCGUGUACAAAAAUGUAAUAACUCAAGCCAACAAAAAGGCCACAUUCUCUGUUCUCCCACAUUUUACAGAUCGUUUUGGUUCAGACAUAGCCGGUAAAUAUACUCCUAUACCAAACAUUUGAACACGGGAGACGACGAAAAAAGCCCUACCAUGUAUAUGCAAAUUAGUGAGUGACCUUGGACUAGAAUGAGUACGCGCUGACUCGGCUCGGUGUAUCUACCAUGUCAGUUCUGACUGAAGUAAUGUAUAGACAUGGACCUACAAUACCUUAUAUAGUAAGCGUGGGCCCAAACCCCACAGACAACGUAGCCAUAAAAACAAAACAUGGUUAUGUUGAGUUUAUAAGGGAAGUAAAUAGUAGACGAAGAGAGGGCGGAAGAGAAAGAUAUUUUCUUUGCUUCAUUGAAUUCUGACCACGAAUUCACAGCGAACAAUGCUAAACAACUCUGCCAAUAUGGCGAAUAUACAC